Molecule: messenger RNA, 1506 nt
Organism: Dacryopinax primogenitus
Lineage: Eukaryota; Fungi; Basidiomycota; Dacrymycetes; Dacrymycetales; Dacrymycetaceae
Product: argininosuccinate lyase
Exons: 5
Cellular component (GO): cytosol
Molecular function (GO): argininosuccinate lyase activity
Source: RefSeq, a predicted model, not a curated record
UCAUGUCCGAAGUACCCGCAAAACAAAAGCUAUGGGGAGGGAGGUUUACAGGAAAGACGGAUCCUCUGAUGCACGACUUCAACCAGUCGCUCAAGUACGACAAGCGCAUGUACAAGGCAGACAUCGUCGGCUCUAUCGCAUACGCAAAGGCGAAUUGUCUGAAGAGAAUUCUCACUAAGGAAGAGGAAUCUAAGACGAUCAGCGGUCUGAAAGCUGUUCUCAAAGAAUGGGAGGAUGGCAAUUUCGACAUCCAGCCGGAUGACGAGGAUAUUCACACAGCCAAUGAGCGUAGGCUUAUUGAGCUCAUCGGUCCCCUCGGAGGUAAGCUCCACACCGGUCGUUCGCGAAACGACCAGGUUUCCACCGAUAUGCGACUCUGGCUGCUCGAUGAAGUCAAGAACAUCGAGUCGGCUUUGAAGGACUUGCUUCGGGUCAUGACUGAGCGUGCGGAUAAGGAGAUCUCCGUCCUCAUGCCGGGAUACACCCAUCUCCAGCGCGGUCAACCCAUCCGCUGGUCACACUUUCUCUGCUACCACGCUUUUUCCUUCGCCUCCGACCUAGACCGUCUCCGUCAACUCAUCCCACGCAUAUCCGUCCUCCCCCUUGGUUCUGGCGGACUAGCAGGAAACCCAUUCUCGAUCGACCGGGAGUUCCUGCGUCAGGAGCUGGGGUUCGACUCCCUAGCCGAGAACAGCAUGUGGGGCGUAGCAGACCGGGACUUCAUCGUCGAAUUUCUCAUGUGGUCCUCGCUCUGCAUGACGCACAUGUCGCGGCUUGCCGAGGACCUGAUCAUUUACUCCACCGCCGAGUUUGGGUUCGUCACGCUGAGCGACGCAUACAGCACAGGGUCGAGCAUCAUGCCCCAGAAGAAGAACCCGGAUUCGCUCGAGCUUUUGCGCGGGAAGAGCGGACGGCUGUUCGGCAACAUGGCGGGGUUCUUGAUGACUCUCAAGGGCUUGCCGGCGACGUAUAACAAGGAUUUGCAGGAGGACAAAGAGCCGCUGUUUGAUACGGUGGACAAUAUCUCCGCGUCGCUCCAGAUAGCAGAGGGGGUGAUCGCAACGCUCAACAUCCACCCCGAAAAGAUGCGGGCGGCACUGACGAUGGACAUGCUCGCGACGGACCUUGCGGACUACCUGGUGCGCAAAGGCACUCCCUUCCGCGAGACGCACCAUAUUUCCGGUCGGGCUGUCGCCCUCGCGGAACAGCAGCGGGUUCCGCUUUCCGAGCUCACACUCGCUCAGUGGAAAGAGCUUAGUCCAAAGUUCGAGGCGGACGUGAAGCAGGUCUUCGAUUUCGAGGCGAGUGUGGAGCGCAGGAACGCUAUUGGCGGGCCGAGCAGGGAGAUGGUGCAGCGUCAAAUACGGGUGUUGCGGGAACUUGUAGCAAAAUAAGCUGCGGACAGAUCGCCGUCAUUACGGUGGAUCUUGCGGUAAUCGAACGUCUAUUAACUCGCUUCUACUUAACAACAACUGCGCUGGUAUCCGCAUACUACACUAGGACUAC